Molecule: messenger RNA, 1314 nt
Organism: Parnassius mnemosyne (clouded apollo)
Lineage: Eukaryota; Metazoa; Arthropoda; Insecta; Lepidoptera; Papilionidae
Source: the annotation of a GenBank genome assembly
AUGUCUUUCCUUGAUAAUCAUUCUUGUGAGUGCGUUAAGUCAGAAUUGGAUUUGUUUGCACUACCGUCUACACAAACUAGCAUUGAAAAUGGAUUGUGGAUUCAUUAUAAACCAAUUUCAUCUCUUGGUGAUGAUGGACCUAUCGAGUUUCAAGUUCCUGGGACCGGCGAUGACUACAUAGAUUUGUCUCAUACAUUACUCCACAUAAAGGCAAAAGUAUUAAAUCAAGAUUCAACUAACUUGGUAUCUACUACAAUAGUAGCACCUGUAAAUAAUUGGCUGCAUUCACUUUUUAGUCAACUUGAUGUUUAUUUAAACCAAAAACUUGUAUCACCACCUAAUAAUACCUAUGCAUAUCGAGCAUACAUGGAAACCCUUUUAAACUAUGCCCCUGCUGCUAAACAAUCUCAUCUUACUUGUAGUCUUUGGUAUGAGGAUACAGCAGGAAAAAUGGAUUCUACAGAUGGUAAAAACAUAGGAUUUGUUAAAAGACAGGAAUUGAUUAGUGAAAGUAAGGAAAUAGAAAUGAUUGGUCAUCUUCACGGUGACAUUUUUAACCAAGAUAAAUUUUUAAUUAAUGGUGUUGAAAUGAGUGUUAAAUUGGUUCGAUCAAGAGAGAGUUUUAAUUUAAUUGUUGGGUCAAACGAUGUAAAGUUUAAAGUUUGCAUUACGGACGCAACUCUUAUUGUUCGACGAGCACGAAUUAAUCCAAGUGUAUUACUCGCACAUCAAAAAGUUUUAGCUUCUACCACUGCUAAAUAUCCUAUUACUCGAGCUGAAGUAAAAGUUUUAACAAUUCCUUCGGGUGUUCAAGGAAAAACUCUUGAUAAUAUAUUUUUAGGACAGGUACCGAAAAGAUGUAUAAUUGGAUUUGUGAACAAUUCUGCAUUUAAUGGUUCCCUUACUAAAAAUCCAUUUAACUUUGAAAACUAUGGUAUUAAUUCUUUCAGCUUAUAUAUUGAUGGUCAACAAAUACCUUCAAAAGCUUUGCAACCAUCUUUUAAUAAUAGCAUAUUUACAUCAGCAUAUCAUACUCUAUUCUCGGGAACUGGUAUUCACUUUCUUAAUGAAGGAAAUGGAAUCUCUUGUGAACAGUAUGGCAAAGGUUACUGUCUAUUAGCAUUUGACUUAACUCCUGAUUUAUCAGCUAACUCAUCAACUCAUUGGAAUCUCAUAAAGCAUGGUAGUGUAAGAAUAGAAGUACGAUUUGAAUCCUCAUUAAUACAAACAAUUAACUGUAUAGUUUAUGCUGAGUUUGAUAAUAUUAUUGAGAUAGAUAAAAACAGAAAUGUUACUGUAGACUAUAGUAGUUAA